Chilo suppressalis (striped riceborer) is the source of this 2229-nucleotide messenger RNA. The record is from the annotation of a GenBank genome assembly. Lineage: Eukaryota; Metazoa; Arthropoda; Insecta; Lepidoptera; Crambidae.
UGACUCGCGCAAUAAAUUGUUUGCGUUUAUUGAACUCGAAGUUUGGAGGCGUGUCGGGCUACUUGCCCGCAGUAUACACGCGGCGUACGGCCGAGUCUGACGCUUGGACGCUCCACCGCGCCAUCUCAUUGACCAACAACAAUAGUGGUGGCAGUGGUGGUGACUGCAAAUCAGAAUCUGAUUCGAACACGGACGGUGAGAUGAAUUUUCCGCACGAGAAUGCGACCAUGUUGGGUUUUGAGAAAUCUGAAGAGACCUUCAAGGAGUGGGACAAUUACUGGAACACCGUGCAACUGCAUAGGACAGAGGGCAUACUGAACGUCACACAUGGUAAUGACAUCGACUGGAAAUUUUCCGGAAGCAAUGGGGACGUUAAGGAGUCGGAGACAGACAAGAAGCAGGGGUGGGUGUUCGCGAUGCGGCACGGCGAGCGCGUGGACCUCACGUACGGCCACUGGGUGCAGCACUGCUUUGACGAGAACGAUACGUACGUGCGCAAGGAUCUCAACAUGCCGCUCACACUCAGUGCACGAGAAGGCGGCAAAGAGUCGUACGCUAAGGACACUCCGCUGACGCGCGUGGGCCGCUUCCAGGCGUACCUGGUGGGCGAGGGGCUGCGACUGGCGGGUGUACGGCUGCAUCGCGUGUACGCGUCCGCCGCGCUGCGAUGCGUCGAGACCGCGCACGAGAUGAUGCGGGGCUUACAAGCUGACCCGUCUCUGAAGAUCUUUGUGGAGCCAGCAUUGUUUGAAUACAAAGGUUGGCACAUGGCCAAGGGUCUAGCGCCCUUCAUGACGCCAGAGGAGCUGCAGAAUGCCGGAUACGACGUCGACGUUGAUUACAAACCUUACUUGGAAAUGGAUACUAACACGACGGAAACACUAGAAGAUUUUUACGAUAGAAAUGAAAAAGUGAUACAAACGGUUGUGACUGAAGCGGAAGCAUCAGGAGAAAACGUGAUGUUCGUAGGGCACGCAUCGACACUAGAUAUGGCUGCGUUCGCUAUUAAACGAAUAGACCAAAGUCCCGCGGAGCUAAGACCGUACCAGAUAAGUAAGAAUUUGUUGCGAGUCCCGUAUUGCGCUUUGGCAGCAUUGCGACCGAAGCCGUGGCGACUAGUUUGUCCACCCUGCCCGCCUUCCAUUAAUUCCAGCUCGGGCCGAUUUGAUUGGACUAUAUUGGAAGACGCUGGCACCGCACAGUAACUAAAAACCUUACAGGAGCUCCGCACUAGCCUUAGAAAAUUAGAAAAUACGGAAGUGUUUUGAUUCCAAGCACUAUUCACCAAUGUCGGUAAUGCCUUCAUUAUCCCCUCUUCGUCCUAUUGUUUUUUGUACGUUGGAUUCAAGUAACCUCGAAUCUAUUCACUAGCGCUCGCGUCCGUAUAUUGCGGUUUUAACUUUGUGGUGUGAAGUUAGCGCAAGUCACGGCGCAGUAAACGAAAUGAAAAGAGCGCGCGGGGUUUUACAUAUAAAUGAAGAAAAUGGUGGACUGUGAGUUCCCUAAACAACGGUGAAUUAAACUGCAGAUAAAUGUGAGCAGGCGAAGCAAUAUGGCGGUCGCAGUUUUGUCGUGCCGCGCAUAUACAACUUGUACUACAUGCGAUACUAUGAUCACAAUUAUGUUGAUCAAUGUAUGUAUGUCAAUGAACGUAUUUUUACAUACAUGGUUGUGGGUGUUGGUUGUUUUUGUCUCAUUCAACAGAGUUGUCAUUUUCAUGCAAGUUUCACUAAGUCCAUUCUCUUUAUGUAUGGUUUCAGUGAUCUGAAAUCUGCGUAUAGUUGCACUCACUGCCAACUUCACAACCGCCUCAUAAUUCCCUAUUAUAUCGUUUUUACGUACAAGCAGAUUAAUUAAGCAUAUAACAAGUAUAUUCGCCGACUUACGUCAAAGUGAUCUUCUCAGCAUCGAAUAAUGGUCUUUGGAGAAUAAUUGUCAUUUCUCUUCGCAGCUUGAAACCACUUUUUUUUCAGUUUUGGGUCAGAAGUCAAAAACAAGUUAUUUGGGAACUUUGUUGAAGUAGAUUGGCACAAAACAUGAGUCAACACGGCUUUUUUUUAGAAUAUUAGUGGUAUUGUUAUGAUCACAUGAUGUUGAUGGAUAGUCCAUUUUAAAUUUUUCAAAAAAAUAUUUCGAAAGUCGAAAAAAUAUGCAAAAGUAUGAAAAUUUAAAGACAGCGACGAACAAGUACGACCAGUGACAGACAGGAGUGACGUCAUCACAACCAUA